GCCCACACGAACCACCUCUUGUGUUUAAAAAACACUAAAACAGCAUUGCUGAAUUUGCUUUAGAUAUAUCCUUUCCCUGCUGUCAUUCUCCAAACGUUAACUCAAUAUAAAAGGUGGCUAAAACGACAUAAAAAAAAAAAAAAAGGAGAAAGAAACCCAUCAAAUGGGAGCCUAUAGAGCUGACGAUGAUUACGAUUACUUGUUUAAGGUGGUAUUGAUCGGUGAUUCAGGCGUUGGCAAAUCCAAUCUCUUGUCUCGUUUUACAAGAAAUGAAUUCAGUCUCGAAUCCAAAUCCACCAUUGGCGUCGAGUUUGCUACUCGCAGCAUUCGCGUUGAUGAUAAAAUCGUUAAGGCCCAGAUUUGGGACACUGCUGGCCAAGAAAGAUACCGUGCUAUAACAAGUGCAUACUAUCGAGGAGCUGUUGGAGCCUUACUAGUCUAUGAUGUAACCCGCCAUGUUACAUUCGAGAAUGUGGAGAGAUGGCUAAAGGAGCUUCGCGAUCACACAGAUGCUAACAAUGUGAUCAUGCUUGUAGGAAAUAAAGCAGACCUGCGUCACCUCCGAGCAGUUGCCACUGAGGAUGCCAAGGGUUUUGCUGAAAGAGAGAGUACAUUUUUCAUGGAGACUUCUGCUCUCGAGUCAAUGAAUGUUGAAAAUGCUUUCACAGAAGUGCUGGCCCAGAUCUACCGUGUUGUAAGCAGGAAGGCUCUUGACGUUGGAGAUGACUCAACAUACCUGCCCAAAGGACAGACGAUUAAUGUCGGAAGCAGAGAUGAUGUCUCGGCUGUGAAAAAGGCUGGAUGUUGCUCGUCAUGAGUAUUGGAAAGUUUCGAAUUGUUUCUCUUCCGAGAUUUUAUUAGCUUAAUCAUGAAGAGAGAGCCUUAAGAUUGUCGUCUUUGGGACUCCAUUCAGGUUUAUCUGACCAUACGACAAUAUGCUAAGUUGACAAAAAAAACAUUCAACAGUCUAAAUGUCACUAUUUUUUAAGAGCUAGAGAUGAAUUUGGAGCCUAUUUUGAAUCCUAAAAAUGUUAUGGUUCUUUAUUUGUUGUUCUUUCUCCAGACAAAGUAUUUGCUUGCCUCCACCCUCCCUCCAUGUGAUAGCAGCAGCCUAGUGCAGCAGUUUUAUGUAAAGUUGGUUGUCUAGAUCAUAAACGUGUAAAGACCGGCUCUGACGGAGCAUGUAAUAUUGAAAGCUCAAGGCUAAAAAAUUAUUUUAUUGGUAAUAUUAUUUUUCAACUUAUUCAUGUAACGCAUCUAAUUAAAUUAUAGAAGUGCUAAGAACCAUAUCGUAUUUAAAUCAAUGAGAUGUUAUAAUUAUAAGCUUGCUCUAUUUUUUAAGAAGUUUAUUGUAGGUGGACUCCUUCAUGCAUCUAUCAAGUUAUCCCUGAAUUCUAAUGAAGAUCGCUGAAAUGAGA
Messenger RNA from Populus euphratica (Euphrates poplar), 1418 nucleotides. Its product is annotated as ras-related protein RABA1f-like. The record is from RefSeq and is a predicted model, not a curated record. Bases 164 to 817 code for a protein of 217 amino acids. Lineage: Eukaryota; Viridiplantae; Streptophyta; Magnoliopsida; Malpighiales; Salicaceae. The transcript is spliced from 2 exons. Gene Ontology annotation, molecular function: GTPase activity; GTP binding.